Messenger RNA from Capsella rubella, 1031 nucleotides. Its product is annotated as 30S ribosomal protein 2, chloroplastic. NCBI's taxonomy places the organism in Eukaryota, Viridiplantae, Streptophyta, Magnoliopsida, Brassicales, Brassicaceae. Gene Ontology annotation, molecular function: mRNA binding. The record is from RefSeq and is a predicted model, not a curated record. The transcript is spliced from 4 exons. Gene Ontology annotation, cellular component: cytosol. The coding region runs from base 64 to 828 and encodes 254 amino acids.
GAUACCACAACACCUUCUUCUUCUUCUUCUUCUUCCUUAUCGACACUUUCACUCUCUCCGACAAUGGCGACUUUCCUAACAAAUGUUGUUUCAAUCAAACCUACAGUGUUCUCAUUCCAGUCCGAAUCCUUCACCCCGUCCCUUACACGGGUCAAUGUAUUCCCGUCGAAACCCUUUUCUUCUCUCGCCGGAGCCAUCUCCCGGAGCUCUAGAACAAGGUUCAUUCCUUAUGCAGUAAUGGACACAGAAGAAAAAUCCGCCGCCACUUUGGACCCUAAUUCUGAAGCUGCCAGGCGUGUCUACAUCGGCAACAUACCCAGGACCGUGGACAAUGACCAGCUCACCAAACUUGUUGAAGAACACGGUGCUGUUGAAAAAGUUCAGGUGAUGUAUGAUAAGUACUCAGGACGAAGCCGCCGAUUUGGGUUUGCUACAAUGAAAUCAGUUGAAGAUGCUAAUGCUGUGGUUGAGAAAUUGAAUGGCAAUACCAUUGAAGGGCGUGAGAUAAAGGUUAACAUUACAGAGAAACCUAUAGCAUCAUCUCCUGAUCUAUCACUGCUUCAGUCCGAAGAUUCCGCAUUUGUAGAUAGCCCUUACAAAGUGUAUGUUGGAAAUCUAGCAAAGUCUGUUACAAAAGAGAUGCUUGAGAAUUUCUUCUCUGAGAAAGGUAAAGUAGUAAGUGCCAAGGUUUCAAGAGUACCCGGAACUUCGAAAUCCACAGGGUUUGGCUUUGUAACGUUCUCCUCAGAGGAAGAUGUGGAAGCUGCCAUUUUGGCUCUUAACAACUCUUUGCUGGAAGGACAGAAGAUUCGGGUGAAUAAGGCGUAGAGUGUAAGACCGAGCCUUUGACAUCAUAAGAACGUGAAAAGAAUUGUUUUUUGAGGAGUUUGUUAUGCAUAUCAUUAGAGCAUAGUAUCAUCAUCGUGUAUUGUUUCUAAGUUAAAAAAGAUGUUGACACUCAAUGAUACGCAAGGAUAAAUAGAUAUCAUCUUGUAUUCAUUCUAAGUUGGAAAGAUGUUGAGAUUCAGUGA